Molecule: messenger RNA, 787 nt
Organism: Hibiscus syriacus
Lineage: Eukaryota; Viridiplantae; Streptophyta; Magnoliopsida; Malvales; Malvaceae
Exons: 2
Coding region: 80-679 (199 amino acids)
Source: RefSeq, a predicted model, not a curated record
AGAAAAAGUAAUCGAAACCCAAAAGAAAGAUCCAUGUAUAUUUGAAGAUUGAAAAAGAAGGUUGAAGAGUGAAUGAAAAAUGGUGCUGUGGGAAAUCGCAUUGGGAACGGCUUAUUUCUUGGGACUUAAACGGGCCUACAAGCUUGCUUUGAAGAUUCAGCGACGGAUUAUUAGCCCUAAACGUCCUAGGAUUCGGCAAUUUGCUCAUAGACGAACACGAGCUGUAUUUGAUGUGGCACUUAAGGUUCACCGCAAUAUACAGCAGAGAGACAUAGAAGUUGGUCGGAAUCUUGGUAACUGGAUCCUCCGCUUGCUUGACAAAAUGAAACCUUCAGCUCAGAUCCGUCCUCAUAGCCACCAGAAAUCCCACCAUGAUGCUGGGAAUGCAAACAUGAACAUCCCAAAGCAGGUGAAUAAGUCAUCCUCGUUGAAAACUCCCAUAAGCUUGCAGACACCACGAAAUGGUGAAGCUGAUAGACGUCUGUUUAGCUCGUCGACGUUUAUGCUCUCAAAAUCACUCCCUACGAUUACAAUGAUGAUGCAGCCACCAAAGGCUGCUGGAAACAUGACUCAGUACAGGCAGUUGAGCAUCAAUGGACCUCACACACUGAGGUGGAACUACACUAGAGGUGAAGGAGUUAUUAGAAAGGAUAUAAUGCAAUGGAUGAUACGCAACUGAAGGUGAAAACACUUUUCUGUUUUGCAUUUAACUUUGGAAACUGUUUGGAAGGGGCUGUAUUUGGUUCUAUGUUUGGAGUUUGGAUUCUUAAAGAGGCUUUUUCAUGGG